This is a messenger RNA of Rubroshorea leprosula, 3529 nucleotides long. The record is from the annotation of a GenBank genome assembly. Lineage: Eukaryota; Viridiplantae; Streptophyta; Magnoliopsida; Malvales; Dipterocarpaceae.
GUCUGUUUCUUUCCCCACAUUUUCUCUCUCUCUCUCUGAACUCUGAAGGGAUUUCGUUUUCUUUACUUCAAAAUUAAGAGCAGAGUUUCUCUCUUCGGUGGUUCACUGCCGCUGUUCUCUUAUUGCUGUUUGGAUCUUCCGUUUGUGUUUCUGUGAGAUUUUUCGGGAUGUUGUUCUCUAGUGCUCUGUGUUUAUUGUUCGCGUUUUGUUUGGUUGGUGAGAAAGGUUGAUUUGGUUGGAAAUUUGUGUCUCGGUUUUCAAGUGAUGGAGGAUCUGAGAUUCCUGUAUUUUCUGAGCGGCCAAAUUAUGGCGUUUGAAUCUCUUUUGGCUAUUUAAGAAUCCUAAUUGUUUCCACCUUAGCAACACAUGAGAAAUUGUUGAAACUUUUUUUUUUUUUGGUUUUUUAAUUUAUUUUACUUUUUUUGGAAGUGUUGAGCCUAGAAAAGUGCAUCUUAAAUGCUUUAAUUUAUUGGAAUUGAUUCAGCAAAAGAGGAAAAUAGUAAUUGCUGCUCCAAAGAGUUUUUUAGGGGGAUUGGAUGGUUUAAUACUUUUUGCAUUGCCAUCAUGUGCAUCUCAUCUCAAGAUUGACAGUGUUGAUAACCAUGAUGAUGGUGAUGAUGCUUGUGCCGAUGGUGGAGAUAAGAUUUGUCAAUUUUUUAAACUGAGGUUUUCAAGGAUCAUCUGCUUGUAUUGGAAAUAAUACAUGCACUUUUUAAUGCAUUUGAAGCAGAUGGGGUGAAAGGUUUGAUUGGUAGUUGGAGAGCAGACCGAUAUGGCUAUAGCUGGUCUACACAACGUUCCUGUGCUUGAUAAUUCUUUCCUUAGGGACUCUCAAGCAUCGAGACGUCAAGAGAAUGGAGGGAGGGCAAGCACCCGGGCAUCCACACUCCUCCAGAUGUGGAGGGAACUUGAGGAUGAACAUGUGGUGAGUCAUGUGCAGGGGAGAGCUAGCGAAAGAAUGCUCCAGCAGAGGAGUGAUGAACUCUCAGCAACUGCUGCUCCUGAUAGUCAAAUUAGUGAACGUAGUGCUGUCUUGGAGGAUGUGAGUGUCACUGAGAAUGAGUGUGGCCAGUGGUCCCUGAACCAUCCAAGCAGUUUUCACUGUGAGCAGUCUUCUGGUUUGGGGGAAGAUGAAAGGGAGAGGGUGAGGCAAAUUUUUGGGAAGUGGAUGAACAGUAGCUGUAGGGAACGUAUAUCAAAUGUUUCCCGUUUGAGCAACAGUUCCAGGGGAGAAUGGCUUGGUGAAACUGAGCAGGAGAGGGUCAGAACUGUAAGGGAGUGGGUACAAACGAAUACACAACAGAGAGUUGUUUCUAGGGACACUAGAGAAGAGCAAACCAAUGAUGCUGGUGGUCAAAUUGAUCAAAUUCUUGAUGGAUUGGUUGCUAACCAGAAUGAAGGCCAAACUGAGCAUGCCCGCCGGGGCAUUCGUAAACUAUGUGGCCGACAGGCCUUGCUUGAUAUGGUUAAAAAAGCUGAGAGAGAAAGAAAAAUAGAGCUUCAGGGGUUAUUGGAGCAUCGAGUUGUAUCUAAUUUUUCCCAUCGAAACCGCAUUCAGUCAUUACUGAGAGGGAGAUUCUUGAGAAAUAACAGAAUUGUGGCAGAUGAAAGAUCUACUUCCAUUGCUGCUAGUGAAUUGGGUUUGUUGAGGCAAAGACAGACUGUAUCUGGUCUGAGGGAAGGGUUUAUCUCCAGAUUGGAUAACUCUGUUUGCAGCCCGCAAAGCUGUAACCAUUCUGAUGCAUUACCUGAUGUUGGCAUUAGUAGUGACAGAAAUGAACAAAACCAAGCAGACAACUCACAUGAAGUCAUAGAUGGAUUAAAUGGUCAAUCUGAACAUAACAAUGAGGAAACUGAUAGUCAAAGGUUAUCAGGAGAGAGAAUUGAUUUAGAAGGUAAUGCUGUUCAUGAUUUGAGCUCACAAGAAGCUACUGCUUGUGUGGAACACUGGCCGGAACAAGUUUCUGAAAAUGUGGUUAGAGAAUGGCAAGGUUCCAUCAGUGUUGAAUCUAGUGAAAGCAGAGAAGUCGUUGGACAACGUGUGACAGGGGAGUGGCAAGACAAUUGUGUUAAUGAGUUGUCUCAAGAAAGAUUGCAGACUGAAGCUGAUGAACAUGGUCACUUGCAAGAAACAAGUGAGGCAUCUAAUGGUCAAUCUGGCCAAAGUGAAGAGGGAAGUGGAGUCCAUGAGUUAAGAGAUCAAUCUGAAAAUCUGGAAAGCAACUUGGUAGCAAAUGCAAAUGAUCAAGAAUCUACUUCUCUAGAAGAACGCUGGAGGGAGGAGAAUUUGGAAAAUGAGGAAAGACAUUGGGAGAGGGCCAGUGAUGAGUUUCAUGAAUUGGCGGAUGGUAAUCUAGAAGACAUUGUUGAGAAUCAACAAGAAACUUCUGCUAAUCAAGAAUUCUUUGAGAGUGAAGGUGGAGAGCAUGAUCUGCAAGAAGGCCCUGAUGUGCAAGUUGAGGAUGGUGGGUUGGAAGAGACUGCUCAGAUUACGUUUGAAGGGUCUUCUGAUCAGCAACCUGUUACCUUUGGAAGGGCUGAGACAUAUUAUUUUCCUGAUGAUGAUAAUGUGUAUGGUAUGGAACUCAGAGAUCUCUUAAGCAGGAGAAGUGUGUCAACACUUCUUCAUAGUGGUUUCCGUGAGAGUCUUGACCAGUUGCUACAAUCAUAUGUGGAGAGGCAAAAUCAUGCUGCAGUUGACUGGGAGUUGGAUGAAAUGUCUUCUAUUCCUACACGAUCAGAGCACGAUCUAGAGCAGCAGGGUGAGGAUCAGAAUGAGGGUCAGGGUGAUGCUGCUGAGAAUCAACCACUUGAAAUACCUUCUUCUCAAAUGAUGCCUGCUCAGCCACUCUGGGAUCACGAUUCACACCAUUAUAACUGGACAUCACAUGACAUGCAACAGCACUUUGGGAUGGAGUGGGAGAUCAUUAAUGAUUUGAGGAUUGACAUGGCCAGGCUGCAACAGAGGAUGAAUAACAUGCAGAGGAUGCUGGAGGCUUGUAUGGACAUGCAACUUGAGCUGCUGCGCUCUGUAAGACAGGAAGUUUCUGCUGCACUUAACCGGACAGCUGAUUCACAAGGGGAAUCUAUUGAUAGCUUGCCUAGGGAUGAAACUAAUUGGGAUCAUGUGAGAAAGGGAAUAUGUUGUAUGUGCUGUGAUGACGCUAUUGAUUCUUUACUAUACAGAUGUGGGCACAUGUGCACAUGUUCCAGAUGUGCAAAUGAGUUGGUCCAAAGUGGAGGGAAGUGUCCUAUGUGCCGUGCACCAGUAGUUGAAGUCGUCCGCGCUUACUCCAUCCUUUAAUGUCAGGAGACUUUUCAAACUAAAGAUAUAGAAAAUUUGGAUUAACAAAUAACAGCAUCUUCCUUAGAUUUUUUUUUUUUCCUGGACCCUCAAGGUGCCUAAUUUUUCUUUAUUUUCCUUCUUUUUAUUUCACUUUGAAUUUAACAUACAAUAUAUAGAUUGAAUGUGUAUGAUUGAAAAAGAAACUGCCAUUGCUCUAAUUUAUAAUAAAUUCUUGAAUGAGAU